This is a messenger RNA of Geodia barretti, 606 nucleotides long. The record is from the annotation of a GenBank genome assembly. Lineage: Eukaryota; Metazoa; Porifera; Demospongiae; Tetractinellida; Geodiidae.
CUGCUCAAAGAGCAGUUACAGGUGGAGCACGUCAGUUCCGGCGAUUUGUUUCGACACCACCUGUCCAACGGCACCGAGCUUGGCGAACUGGCGCGUGGUUAUAUGAACCGGGGCGUUCUGGUGCCGGAUGAAGUAACCAUCGGCAUGGUGAUGGACCGUAUCAACCAAAUGGCUGAUUCGGAUGGUUUCCUACUGGACGGAUUCCCUCGCAACGUCACUCAGGCUGAAGCAUUGGACCAGGCCCUUACUGAAUCUGGUCGGCACAUCGAUCGGGUCAUUCACAUUAGCGUGGAAGACGAUGAGCUGGUCCGGAGACUCAGCAACCGCUACAUUUGCCGGAGUUGCCAGAAACCCUUUGCCCGUAACCCCGCCACCGGAACCGCGCCAGAACGGUGCGACGACUGCCCGGAUGGUGGCGACAUUUAUCAGCGGGAUGACGAUACCACCGAGGCCGUCGCCAACCGCAUCAGCGUAUACCACCAGGAAACGGCGCCGGUGCUGGGUUUUUAUCAAGCACGUGGGGUGCUCGCGAACAUUCCCGGCGAAGGGGCGGUCGAGGCCGUCAACGAGUCGGUGCUGUUGGCCCUGGGUGUAUGUGUAGCCUGA